This is a messenger RNA of Bacidia gigantensis, 1866 nucleotides long. RefSeq lists its product as uncharacterized. Gene Ontology annotation, molecular function: ubiquitin binding. Lineage: Eukaryota; Fungi; Ascomycota; Lecanoromycetes; Lecanorales; Ramalinaceae. The transcript has 2 exons. The record is from RefSeq and is a predicted model, not a curated record. Bases 1 to 1866 code for a protein of 621 amino acids.
AUGGCUUCAAUAUUGCUUGCUCCAUAUCCUCCGCUUAGCGUCAGGGAGCAUGUUCCACCACAGGAAUGGUCUGCUUUCGUUGAUUCGUGGCUUAUCUUGACACGAAGGCUUCUAUCGCUGAGCUACAAAGAUUUCACCAAUUUUGUGCAAGAAGAGUCUAUCUUUCAAUUCUUGAUAUCCUACCCACCACCUGAGCAGCUACUUGAUUUCUCAUUCCUCGCUCGUCUAUCCCUCCUUUACUGCAGAAGUCAUGUAAUGAAUAGAUUGCUUGAAGACGUCUGGAAAAAGCAAGAACUGGCCAGUAGGAAGAACAUCUUUCAGUCUAGGGCCUUAAUCACUUCGCUACUUGAAACUGGAAAAGAGUCUCCGCAGUUGGCCGAAUUGCUUGAAAACACUUUGGCGCUGGUCAAAUCUGUUCGACCAUUUGGUGAAUAUUUAUUGAUCGGAUCAGACCUUGUUGACGCUUUAUCUCAAGCGUAUGAGACUUUCACAUCAGCUGCCUUCCGAAAGAAGCUGGUGGUCUUAAUGUACUGCUUGUUGGCAGAUCUUAUGACUCUGGAGGAAUCUAAAUCUUCUGUUCUUUUCGAUCAUCUUUACAACAUACAAGCAACCACCCUCAUGAAGGAUGUAGUUGGUGAUACCCCUUUCCAGGUGUACUUCAAACGCUAUGUAAACGAAAGGGGUGCUGAGACCCUCCGAGCUCGACCGUUGCUUGACGUGUUUGCAUCAUACAUACCAGCCGUUGGGCACAAGCCUCGCAGACUGAAUAGAAGUAAAAUAGACAAGGGUAAAGAUAGAGUGCUAUCCGCAGACACUGAUCGUCCCGGCAGCCUAGUACAUGCCCACAAGUUGAGCAUAAUCUCUCAAAUACAAGAUCUGUUUCCCGAGCUUGGUUCUGGCUUCAUUGUGAAGCUGCUCGACGAAUACAACAAUGACGUUGAGCAAGUUACGGCUCACCUUCUUGAUGAUAGACUUCCUUCCUACCUUCAAAGCGCAGAUAAGCAAGAGGUGUUUGCCGACAGUUUAUCUCUUCCCACGGACCUCGAAGAAGCACCCCUGUCAAAUCAUGUUUCUACUUCUACGCCACCGUCUCUCCCAUCUCGGCGGAACAUACACGAAGAUGAUGACUUUGACCGGCUUACCAUUGACGCCUCCCAGUUACACCUCGGUCGAAGGAAUGCCGAUCUUACGGCAGAUAAAUUGCUUGAUAUUCGGAAGCCAGCUAGCCAUAAAGCUGCCAUCCUCUCGGCUCUGGCCACGUUUGAUUCGGACGAUGACGAACGAGACGACACUUAUGAUGUAGCUGACGUUGGAGGCACUAUAGAUACGACAUUUACGGAUUCUGAUGCGGACAUUAGACAGGAGACAAAUCAAGCAGUCCUUUUCAAGGCUUACAAGACGCAUCCAACGGCCUUCAAGAGGGACCAGGAGACUAGGCGAAGCAAGACGCGGCUAGCGAUGAAGACUGAGACCGGUAUGACGGACGAAGCUAUCGAAGGCUGGGCUAUCAUGAUGAGCAGAGAUCCUAAGCAAUUGCAACGUUUGGAGAGGAUGCACGAGACAAAUGAAGGCUUCAAGCAGCCCGAAUUAAGUAGCACUUCCUGGAAGGCUCAAUUUAACGAUGAAGAGAUUGAGGAUAGCGAUUUUGCGGAGGGAAUCAGAGGAAACACACCAGUCAGAGCUGAUGGCCAUGACAGCAGUCGUGGAGUGGGACCGAAGGACGCGAACAUGACGGAAGCCACAAGAGGCCCCGUCAGCAAGAUGGCCACGCAGCAGAAGAAUGUCAACAAGGGUUCAAGGGCUAAUCACAACCGAAGGAACCAAAGAGCCAAGAAGCAUGCUCGAGGGGGAGGACUUGCUGGCUGA